Nymphalis io (European peacock) is the source of this 3158-nucleotide messenger RNA. RefSeq names its product peroxisome assembly factor 2. Gene Ontology annotation, cellular component: cytosol; peroxisomal membrane. The coding region runs from base 196 to 2946 and encodes 916 amino acids. Gene Ontology annotation, molecular function: ATP hydrolysis activity; ATP binding. NCBI's taxonomy places the organism in Eukaryota, Metazoa, Arthropoda, Insecta, Lepidoptera, Nymphalidae. The transcript is spliced from 10 exons. Gene Ontology annotation, biological process: protein import into peroxisome matrix. The record is from RefSeq and is a predicted model, not a curated record.
GUGACAUUCUGACAUUUAUCAUGUAAAAACAAUGAUAAGGAAAUUGAUAACAGUAAUACCAAAUAUUGGUGAACCAAAAGUAUAAUUUAAAAUUAUGUGAUUGUGUAGCACGGGUGAGAACCGUAUAAUAAUAUAAAAAGAUCAGUUAUAGUAUUUUCUAUAACUCAAUAUUUUUAAAAGAUCCAAUUUUAUAGCAUGACUAAAAACGACCUUAUGGACCUAAAGGUAUGGGUGAUAAAAUUCUGCUUAAAAUUACUUUAUCCAAAGUUAAAUGUGAAUAUAUUUCUAAUUUACCUUGCUAUAAAAUAUAGAUAUUAUUAUAACAAAGGUUAUCUGAAUGCUAAGAAUAUGAAUAUAUAUGCAAUCAAAACAAUUCCAAAAAAUCUUAUAUUAUCUCUUGUAAAGGAUAAAAUCAAAAACAAAAAUUUAUCCAUACUUUUACAUAAAUGCAUUAUCAUUUCGUAUGAACAAUUUAUUGAAUUGAGUGUUGAAAAUUUAUUUUACAAAGAUAAUGGUGUUUUGUGGGUUACAAUGAAAACAUCACCACAACAGAAAAGAAAACAAGCUGAUAAAAAGGACAAAACUAGCAUUAAAUAUAAUCUAAACUUUUUUACAUCAGAAAUUCAUAAAAAUCUAUGGAAUGAAUGUGGGCCUCAAAUUGAAAGUGAGAAAAUAGUACCCAUUAUUGGGUCACCUUUAGUAAAAAAAAAUGUGGCGUACACAAAUGAAGAUGAAUUUUUAAAUAUAGCAUCAACAUUUGGGCUCAAUAACAGCUUAGACAUUGAAGUCUCAUUCCACCCUUUAAAUUCCUUUGAUAAUUCACCAAAAAUAGCAAUAAGCGCUGAAGUUAAUCUUAUUGUGAAUGAAUACGAUAUAGAAAAUGAUUUUUUGAAAGAAGUACUAAGUAACCACUUUGAAAUUCCUAAAAUUGCAAGCGAAAAUGACAUAAUUGCCAUAGAUCUCACACCUAUAAUAAUAUCAAAUUUCAACUACAAAUAUUUAGAUAUGAUUGAAACAAAUAAAAAACUAUAUUUUAAAUGUAAGAAAUUGAUAGGAGAUAAAGUUAACAAUGACAGCCAAACUAACAAUAACAUAAUACCUUCAUAUUAUAUUGUAAAAGGUGUGACAAAAUUGACUUUGGGAGAAAAUAUUCAUGCUCUUAAAACAAAGAAUAAGUUUCAUGAUGUUGAUCCUGUAGUAAAUACACAUAGCUUACCUCUGUGUCCUGCUGGACUUAGAGACAAAUUUUAUCAAUUACAAGAGGCCAUUGAACCUUUUCUAACUGGAGACAUAGAAGACUUAUCCAGUUCUUUGUCCAUUCCAAUCAUUCCAAUGCUACUCUUAACUGGAUCUAUUGGAUCUGGCAAACAUCUGCUUGUGAAAUGUUUGGCUAAAUAUAAUGGUCUUAACUGUCUACAAAUAGAUUGCAGCUCUUUACAAAAUUCAACGGCUAAACAAACAGAAAGCAAAAUAGAUUCAAUGAUACAGAAAACAAAAGCAGCCGCUCCAGUAAUAGUUUUAAUGGAUAAUUUUGGUAUUUUCGCUGUCGACGCUGAGAAUAAUGAGGACUUUAGGGUGAUGGAGUACUUCACUAACACAUUAACAGAUUUAUUUAACAACUACACGAAGCAUCCCAUCAUAUUUAUAGCAUUAACGGAAAAAAAUAACUUAAAACCUAACAUGAUGAGGAUAUUCCUUGAAAAAAUUCACAUACCAAAAUUAAACCUACAGCAGAGAUUUGAUAUGUUGCAAUGGUAUGCAUCGGUUAUGAACUUAAAUGAUGUGGACAUACAAAAAACAAACUUGAUCGAUAGUGAUAGCUCAGAGGAUCAUUGCUUGAGCAGUUUUAUGAAAGAUAUUCUAUACAGGGUGGCAUCAAAGACAGAAACAUUUGCCCAUGGCGACUUAGAUACGCUAAUGCACUUUGCUUUGAGAGAAUCUUACUUGAAGCAAACUAAUUCUCCAACACAAAUAUCACGUGACCCUAAUUUGAGUCUUAUUCAGGAGGAAGAUUUCAAUAAUGCUUUAGAGUCAAUAAGGAACCUUCAGAGUCAACACUUAGAUGCACCGAAAAUUCCUAAAGUAUACUGGGAGGACAUUGGUGGGUUAGAGAAACUCAAGAAAGAAUUAUUGAAGACGAUAGAAUUUCCAAUUAAAUUUCCUCAUCUAUUUAAAAAUUCUUCACUAAAGAGAUCUGGUAUUCUACUGUAUGGACCUCCAGGUUGUGGGAAAACUUUAGUAGCAAAGGCUGUUAGUACUGAGCUGAAUGUCAGCUUCAUGAGCGUCAAGGGCCCAGAGCUGCUUAACAUGUACAUUGGACAAUCUGAAGAAAAUGUUAGAAAAGUUUUUGAAGCGGCACGUGCAUCGUCCCCGUGCAUAGUGUUCCUGGACGAAUUGGAUGCACUGGCCCCUCGACGGGGUGCGGCGGGGGACUCUGGAGGGGCCAGUGACAGAGUAGUUAGUCAACUUCUUGCUGAAAUAGAUGGUGUUGCCAGUGGGGAAGACGCAGAAACGUCAAAUUUCGUAUUUAUAAUGGGAGCAACAAACAGACCAGAUUUGUUAGAUCAGUCACUCUUACGUCCCGGACGUCUCGACAAGCUUACGUAUGUUGGUCCAUACACAGGAUUGAGAGAAAAAACAUCUGUUCUGCAGGCACUUUGUAGGAGUUAUAAAUUAAGGCCUGAAGUGAAUCUGGAAGAUGUAGCGGAGGCACUACCAGUACGUUGCACGGGCGCGGACCUAAUGCAUGUGGUGUCUACGGCGCGAUCCGCAGCUGUGCGCGACCUCGUGGAUAAGUUAAAAAGUGGACUCGUCAAAGAAAGUGAACUGAGCAGUGAUUCAGUAUUAAUAGGCGUAUCCGAGUUAUGGCAUGGAGUAGAAUCAUUUCGACCAUCUGUUACUGAAGAAGAAUUAGCAUAUUAUGAGUCGCUACAGUCACAAAUGUAACAUAUAUAUUCUAAAACCAAAACCAAAACAUUAAAAGUAUUGUAUAACAUUAUUAUUAACGUUUUAUUAAUGUCUCUUAUUCAAUGUAAUAAUACGCAUAUAUCCAAUACCAAAAAUAAAUAAAUUGUAUUAUUAAAUAAGGGUUUCUUCCAAACUAUCUUUAUGUAAACUUCAUAAAUGUAAUAGAAGAUAAAUAUUGUGACUUUCGAAAG